This is a messenger RNA of Cydia pomonella (codling moth), 580 nucleotides long. Its product is annotated as huntingtin-interacting protein K. The transcript is spliced from 3 exons. The record is from RefSeq and is a predicted model, not a curated record. Gene Ontology annotation, biological process: negative regulation of apoptotic process; protein stabilization. Lineage: Eukaryota; Metazoa; Arthropoda; Insecta; Lepidoptera; Tortricidae. Bases 127 to 489 code for a protein of 120 amino acids.
ACUCUAAUGCUCAUUUUUACCUUGAUUUACUUUCGACUUGAAUGUGCCCACUUUAUUGUGAUGAUUUGAUUUUUUAACCGUAAAAAUACUCAGAACUUAUCACAUAUUGUAAUUUAUUAAAAUACAAUGGCUGACGAAGAAAUAAACGGAGAUACAGAUGAUAUUCAGCACGACAAAGACAAGACCCAAAAGAAGACUGCGAAACAUGAUAGUGGAGUUGCAGACCUAGAAAAAGUAACGGAUUAUGCCGAAGAAAAAGAAAUUUCAUCACAGGAUAUAUCUGGCGCUCUAUCUUUAAUUGGCGACCGGAGAAACAAGGAGGCAGCGGAACGUCUUGAAAAAGAGAAAGAACUACAAAAAGUGUCAGUUAAAAAGGAUGACAUAGAAUUAAUUGUAAAGGAAAUGGAAAUCUCCCGGACACUAGCAGAGAGAACAUUACGAGAGCACAGAGGUGAUGUGGUAGCGGCUUUAACAACACUUACAAACUAGUGCCACUAUAGAAAAACUUCUGAAAACCAAAACAAGUCUUUUACCAUGUUCGAUAACUGUUAUUGAAUGAAAAUAGACUUUUCUAUCUUGC